This is a messenger RNA of Dioscorea cayenensis subsp. rotundata (Guinea yam), 1740 nucleotides long. RefSeq lists its product as uncharacterized. The record is from RefSeq and is a predicted model, not a curated record. Gene Ontology annotation, molecular function: ADP binding. Gene Ontology annotation, biological process: defense response to fungus. Bases 1 to 1740 code for a protein of 579 amino acids. The transcript has a single exon. NCBI's taxonomy places the organism in Eukaryota, Viridiplantae, Streptophyta, Magnoliopsida, Dioscoreales, Dioscoreaceae.
AUGGUGAAAAAUUUAAAGACUGAAAGCCUUCCCAAAAUCAGAGCCAUCAAAGAAGUAUCUGAGAUACGUUCUGGAGUGCAUAACUUGUCGUUGAGGAUUACCCUGAGGUUGAUAGAUAAUGUUAUCUGCGAAGCUGAGGAUGUUCUUGAUGAGUACAAGUACAAACAUCUGGAACAACAAGUGCUGCGCAAACAACAUGCAUGUGUGUGUUGCUUUUAUUCCUAUAAAUUUCUUGUUCAUCACUCAUCAAGGUUGGAAGAAGUUGUCAAGCAGUUGGAGCAGAUUUCUUACUCUGCAGAUAAUUGUAUCUCCCGUCUCAAUGAUAUCGGUGAAGACAGGUUUGAUGCUCGUGUCGAUACGACCUCUUAUUUAUAUGAGGAAGUGUUUGGCAGAGAUAAAGAGAUUAAACAUGUAACAAAGCUUCUAACCACGCAUCCAAUGCUGGCUAGUAAUCGAAGGCCAAUCAGUGAUGCUGAUGAGGAUGAGCAUAACUAUGAAACCCUUCCUAUUAUUGGUGUCGAAGGAGUUGGCAAGACUGUUCUUGCCAAAUCUGUGUAUCAUCACUCAGAAAUCAGUCAGCAUUUUGAUCUGAGGGUGUGGAUUCAUGCACUUGAGGAUUUCGAUGAGGUCAGUAUAACCACUAGCAUGAUACAAUUAGUUUCCAAGCAAUCCCGCCCUGACACCAAGAACUUGGACGAGCUCCAAAAACUACUCAGCGAACAUAUUAGAGGGAAAAAGUUUUUGCUUGUCUUGGAUGAUGUCUGGUAUGAUGAGAAAUCCACAGAAUUGGAAAACAAAGUUAGAUGGAUGAGGGUCCGUGCCCCUUUAAGACAUGGCCAACCUGGGAGCAGGAUUUUGGUCACAAGCACCAUGAAAUUGGUGGCCAAGAUGUUUACAUGUACUAUAGAUCCUGUUGUUCUUGGGGGUUUGCAAGAUGCAGUCCAUGAUGGAAGCGCGCAACCACUGCCCUUAAGUAUCACGCAGCUCCACCUCGGCAGCUGCUUUGUGGAUGAUAGUGAGCUGCUCAAUUGCAUCAGCAAGCUGACCUCGCUCACUCACCUUGUUCUUGCUGCUUGUCACUGCAUAACAACACUCCCCUCAGAAGAGGUACUAAGAAAACUCACACAGCUUCAGGAGCUUCGAAUUGAGGACUGCGUAUUGCUCACAUCACUCGGGGGCCUUCGGGCACUCCCUUCACUCCGAGUGCUCAACAUCCGCUCAUGCCCCAACUUGUUGGCAUUGAUCCCAUCUGAAGGUAGCAGUAGUGUUGCUAGUGCACUCCUACCAGAGUCUCUGAUCGAUCUAGAAAUCACAGAUUGUGAGCUCAUGACCAAUGACCUUAUCAAUAGGUGCUUGAGAGGUCUCACCAGGCUCAAACAUUUGUCAUUGCAACAGCUUAAGCACAUAACUUCUUUCCCAUCAGAUGAUAAACUCUCACACUUGACAUCCAUUGAAAGUUUGACACUAAAAGAUUAUGAUAAGCUGGUUUCAAUGGGCGGGUUGCAUGUGCUCAGUUCCAUAAGUUCGCUACAUGUUAACGGCUGCCCAGGCCUCCUAGAAUCAGAUAUUGGUGAUGGUAUACUACAUGUUCCUAACAUCACUGUAGACAACCUUUCACUGCUGCAAGCGUUGUUCUCUAGAAAAGGACUUGCCUCACUUCAAGUUUUGACUGUCGUUGGUCAGGAAGUCCCAUUCACACCCAAACAGGAGGACUGUCUUGAGCUCCUCACCUCUCUUUAG